GGUGGGCACAGGAGAGACUGGAGCAGCCCUGCUAGAGAGGAGGUGAUUGCCAGAGGCGGGUUCCCAAUAUCAGCCUCACAUAGUGGGGAUACGACGUGUGAUGAAAUGCACCUAGUGAAGCCAUUGGCUCUGGUCACCAGGCUCUAUCCAAUGCUUUACUGGUGAUGCUGCUGAUCUAUUUGGGAAGUUGGCUGCUCUCUCUCUACACGAAGCUUCUUCUCUGAGCCUCAGUGGAAAUAUGCACAGUGCAGCCUCAGUACAUGAAUGAGAGCCCUGUGGUCCCUUCUAGCCUGGAACAUGGAGCCCAAAUCUCAGCUCACCCUGUCCCUGCUGCUGCUAUCCCAGGUUCUGGCUUUCGCCGUUGCAAGAGAUUACGACUGCACCCCAGGAUUCCAGCAGAAGAUUUUCUACAUUGAGCAGCCAGUGGAGUUUUUGGUGGACCAGCUCGUUCUGAAUGUGCAGUUUGACGACUGCCAAGGUAACGAAGAGGUGGUAUAUGAGGUUUCCAACCCGGAUUUUAAAGUGGAACCCGAUGGAUCAUUAAUCGCACUGAGGAAUGUGAAGGAAAAUAUCCGAGCCCUGUUCAUCCACGGACGCUCUACUCGCUCUGACGAUAUGGCGGAAGUAAAGAUUCUCGGGAGAAGGGACAGGCACGACGCAAAGAACAAAUCACCAAGACAUCAUGCACUUUUGAGACAUAGGAGGGCUAUUGUGGCACCAACCAUCUCUAUUCCAGAGAAUCAAAGAAUACCUUUUCCCAAAACUGUGGGCAAAGUUGUGGUGAGCGACAGGAUACAGGGAUCAAGGCUACGCAUUUUUGGAAAGGGCGUGGAUGAGGAACCCAAGGGCUUAUUCAGAAUAAAUGAAAAUACCGGAGAGGUUUCGGUGACGAGGGCACUCGACAGAGAGGCCAUCGCAACUUAUCAGUUACGAGUGGAAACCAUGGAUGAGACUGGAAAAACUCUUGAGGGACCUGUUGAUCUAGAAGUUGUGAUCAUCGAUCAGAAUGACAACCGACCAAUCUUCAAGGAAGGUCCAUACGUUGGCCAUGUCCUAGAAGGGUCUCCAACUGGGACCAUAGUGAUGAACAUGUUGGCGUUUGAUGCAGACGACCCCACUACCGAUAACGCCGUCCUGCGCUACAAUAUCCUCAAACAGACACCCGACAAGCCCUCGCCGAACAUGUUCUACAUCGACCCGGAAAAGGGCGACAUCGUCACGGUGGUGUCUCCGGCGCUGUUAGAUCGUGAAACAUUAAUAGCCCCUCAGUAUGAGCUGAUCGUAGAAGCCAAGGAUAUGGCUGGAAUGGACGUCGGCUUAAUUGGCACCGCUACCGCUACCAUUGUGAUCGACGACAAAAACGACCACCCGCCGGAGUUCACCAAGAAAGAGUUUCAGGCCACAGUUAAGGAAGGGGUGACUGGGGUGAUGGUGAAUCUGACUGUUAACGAUAAGGACGACCCAAACACGGGUGCUUGGAAGGCAGUGUAUACAAUCAUCAAUGGGAACCCCGGACAGAGCUUUGAAAUUCACACCAAUCCAAACACAAACGAGGGGAUGCUUUCUGUGGUUAAACCUCUGGACUGUGAGAUUUUGGCGUUUCACACCCUGCUAAUCAAAGUUGAAAACGAAGAUCCUCUUAUACCAGAUGUGGGCUAUGGGUCCAGCUCAACGGCGACCGUUCAGAUCAACGUAUUAGACGUGAAUGAGGGCCCCGUAUUCCAACCCGACCCGAUGAAAGUGUUGACGCAGGAGAACAUUCCGGUCGGAUCCACGUUGUUCACAGUGAGCGCUACAGAUCCAGACACCUUGCAGCACCAGUCUAUGCGGUUCUCCAUGCUGAAGGAUGACGCUGGCUGGCUCUCCAUUAACCCAGUGAAUGGGACAGUCAACACAACAGGCCCGCUCGACCGAGAGUCCAUGUUUGUCCAUAACAACACGUACACCUCGCUGAUCCUAGCAAUAGACAAUGGCACUCCACCAGCUACCGGCACAGGGACAUUACAGAUCACGUUAGAAGACGUCAACGACAACGCACCAAUCAUCUACCCGACCUCAGCGAAAAUGUGCGAAGACACGAAAGAUCUCAACGUCAUUACCUUGGGGGCAUGGGACCGAGACCUGCAUCCGAACUCCGACCCAUUUAAAUUUGACUUGGGCAAACAAGCGGGAUCGGACAAAGCCUGGAAAAUAACCCAGCUGAACAAUACCCAUGCGCAAGUCAGCCUCCUUCACAACCUGAAGAAAGCCAAUUACAAUCUGCCGGUGGUGGUGACGGACGCCGGGAAGCCUCCGUUGACGUACAGCACGGAUGUGAUGAUCCAAGUGUGCUCCUGCAAGAAAGGCAAAGUGGACUGCAGUUCAGCCAGCGCCCCCCACCUCAACAUGGCCGCCGCCCUCCUUCUCACACUCUACAGUCUGUUCUGUGUGUGAGCACCCGGAUCUGUCGACGUCGGCUACCGCAUCGCCAUGGCAACAGGAUGAGUGGAGAAGAAAAAAAAAUGAAAAUAAAGUGUUUAUGCGAAGACUGCAGUCUCCGGUUCAUUCAAGACCAGUCCUCAAUUGCUCCAGACUUCUGUUUAAUUUGCAACCUCAAUUAGUCUAUAAAGCGGUACGCCCGUCCUCGGCAGCCUCCGAGUCUGCAUCCUUUGUAUUAACGGACCCUCGCUGGAGACACCGGCGCUACAAGAAUUCUAUUUCCUCCCGUCUGAAAGACACCGAGAAGAUUUGUUUGAACUUGUCGUGCUGAAGGCGGAACACAGCGAUUCCAUUCACAGCGCCCGUUUAUUUCUACUCUGUUGUACUGAUUACCGAACCUAAAACAGUCUGUCAGAUGCGUGUGUACGUGUGCUUCAUUCUAAUAGACCCCAGACCACCGCCCCUACGCCCCAGACGCCCUCGUGGCUGCCAGCAACACGUUUUUCAAGGCAGCAUGUUGUGUGCACUGAACCAAAACACUUCAGAGAAAUACAGGAAAGGAUUGCUUAAUGGGUUCAUGUUAAUAAGAUUACCAAUCAGUAUUUGACAAGGAGGCCGGGAUGGCGGAAUAACACAUUAAGCAUACAUCUACGGUGCAAAUAAAAUGUAAUAAGAUGCCACUUAAACACAUUGUAAGGCUGUCAGAUAUAAUUAGAGUAUCUUAACCCCCGUCCUUUUUCGGACGACCGUGGUAUCAGUUACUCAGCAAAGCAGCAGAAAAAUAAAUGCUAUAGAAAUAGUCUGAAUGGGGGGGGUCCGUGUUUUAUAAAAGUUGUUGUACAGUAGAUUGCAAGGCCGACACAUUUCAUGCAUUAUACCCCCCCUUACCCCUACCUGUUUGCCCGUAAGGGUAUAACGUCUGCAAAGAGUGGUUAUGGUGCUUUGGAGUCUGUAAAGUAUUCCCUCACAGGGGUCAGCGCGCCGUUGUGUCAUAAUAUGCAAUUUUAUGGCUGAAGCGCCCUCAUCUUACAGUUCCAGAGUUGGCUACAUUAGUCUGUCGCCCUUUGCUUUGUAGAUAGUAUACAGAGUCAUCGAAUACAUAUUUUAUAAUGACAAGGUUAAAGAGAACAUAUUACCACGGCGGCUUUUAUUUGUGUAUUACAGUAUAUAGUACUUUGCGCAGUCACGGCUCCGAGACUGCGGCGGGCUGCCGCCCCCUCCGCCCCCCCAGUUGUCCGGCUUUGUUGGGCCGAAUCAGAUUGAGUGCACUAUAUAAAUGGCCUCUCCUGGACUACCACAGUCCCACUUAUAACCUUGAUUAUUAAUUACGUUCCUAAGGACCUAGUAGUAACAGUGGUGACAUCUUCUCUUUAAUGUUAGUAAACAGCUUUUAUUUUACAGAUCAGAAUAGGGGUCCCUGCAACAAAUGGAUUUUGAGCUGGGAAAUGAUGCAAAAAAGGACAGCAGUAAAUUAUCCUGGAACGGUUAUUAUCCACGUUAUAAAGUCCCCACCAUGAUGCAUACGGUCGUGUAGAGAAUAUCAUUCACAUCAGUCAAAGGGGGUCAUUCCGACCUGAUCGCACGCUAGGAUUUUUCGCAGCGCUGCGAUCAGGUCAGAACUGCUUAUGCACCGCAAUGCGCAGGCGCGUCGUACGGGUACAAAGCGGAUCUUUGCUGAGCGAUGGAUUUAACGAAGAAUCCAUUCGCGCAGCCGAUCGCAAGGAGAUUGACAGGAAGAAGGCGUUUGUGGGUGUCAACUGAGCGUUUUCUGGGAGUGGUUGGAAAAAUGCAGGAGUGUCCAAGCAUUUGCAGGGCAGUUGUCUGACGUCAAUUUCGGGACUGAAGUGAUCACAGCGGCUGAGUAAGUUCAGACCUACACGGAACCUGCACAAAACCUUUUUGUACCGCUCGGCUGCACAUGCGAUCGCACACUUGCAAAGCGAAAAUACACUCCCCCAUGGGCGGCAACUAUCUGUUCGCAGCGCUGAAAAAAAUAGCUAGCGAGCAAUCAACUCAGAAUGACCAACUAAAUCCACUUACACACACACUAAGGUCCAUUUAUCACACCUACCAAUAUAUAUGUGUGUGUGUAUUUGGAUUGAGGUUGGAAACCCGUGCAAAGAUGGAGAGAUCAUACAGUACCAAAUCAACUCCAUUAGGGCCCUGGCUGUGAUGUAGCAAUGCUAACCACCGUGCUACCGCAGUGCACCAAUGGUGAGGUGUCUGGUUCAGCAAACCCUACCUCCUUUGCGGUAGCUCCCACCCACAACCAAACAGGUUAAUUUAUUGCUGAAUCCCCACGUUAGAGCUUUCUCAGCUAUGCAAAUUAUACAUCAAAUAAUGCACGUUCCAAAAAGUGAGCAGGUUUAUGUAUAAAUGUAUCGGGGCAAGAUGACAAAACUGACGUUGUGAAAUUUAAUUUCCUUACAAAUGAAAUUGCAGAAUGUUUAGCUCUUUUGUGUCUCCACGGGGAGUUUUCUAUCAGUAACUUCAAACGCUAGUAUUUUUUAUUUUAUUUCUUUUUUUUUUUUCCUAAUUUGUGCUUAAUCAUAAUGAAUAAAGCACCAUCAGCCUUGGUAUAUGUCUAUAGAAUUAUAUACGCGGAGAAAAAAAGUUACAUUAAAAAAAAAAAAAGGAUAUUUUUAUCAGUCUUUGGAAAGUGUGCGUCGGUAAAGUUUUCUUUUUACGUGAGCGCGUCCGUAGCAGAGAACAAAUGGGAUUAAUAUAUAAUUUUCACGCCCUGUAAAUGACACCAUCAAAGCUCACACCAAAUUUUUAUAAAGAGUUCUAGUGAUGGGCAAUUAACAGUUCCAACAGGUAUCUAGGGUUAAAACACACGACGUGAUGACUUAUUUACUAACACGGUGUCAAAGAAUGAUAAUAGGCUGUAACCCAGAGCAACCAAGAAGGUAUCAGCAGCAUAGUAUGACCCUGAUCUUUGAUUGGUUGCUAUGGAUCACGGAGAAUGGUUGCUAUGCCAGUCGUUCUAUCCUGUAAUAAUAUAUUCCAUUUCUGCUACAAGGAUCUUUCAAUGACAAAUGGUUUAAAGGAAAAACAAGAUUAUUAUUAUUACGUAGCUAUGUUACAGAUGGAUACUGUACUGUACACAUAUUUAAUAUGCAUUUCUAUUGUAUUUUUCCUGCUUGGUUAUAUGUUUCCUGUAAGGUUUAUUUUUGUAGUUAAACAGUCAGAAAAAACAUUUAUAUUAUUAUAGCACCACGCCGAUCCUAAAACGUGUUCUUGUGACCUAGAAUAAGCUGCAAAAUAGCCGAGUCUUUACUUGGUAACUUAAAAAAAAAAGAAAAUAGGAAUAAUUGCAAAAUAAUAAUUAGAAAAUUAUUAUUAUUAUUUUUUUUGAUGUGAUUUCCAAUGUAAUUAGGAGUAGACCCUAUGUCUAAUACUAGGUAUAUAGUACAUUGGGCACAAGAGGCUUGGAACGACUGUAGUGUUUUAAUCUGUACAAACCCUGGGUGCAAUACGUCAGGACAAUUGUGUGUCCUAAUUAGCGUUACCGGAAUGUAAAUGUGUCAGGAUAGUAAGUAAUAGGACAUAGGAGUUCUAGAUACUGAUUAUUAAUUAGGAACUGGAAAGUAAAGCAGUUACUCUGAGGUCUGUUACUGACGACCUGAAAUUGGUGCCACACCCGUCAUUCCUCAUAUAGGUAAUGAGGAUCUUAUGGCAGUGUAAAAUGACUGUCGGAAGUAAGGCGCUAGAAGUAAGACGCCCGGAGCCAUGUUUACUGCAUAUGGGGGGGUCAUUCAGAGUUGAUCGCUAGCUGCAUUCGUUCGCUGUGCAGCGAUGAGGCAAAAAAAUCGGCACUUCUGCGCAUGUGUAUGCGGCGCAAUGUGCACACGAGUCGUAGAUUGCACCGAAUGAUGUAAUUUCACACAAGGUCUAGCGAAGCUUUUCAGUCGCACUGCUGGCUGCAGAGUGAUUGACAGGAAGAGGGCGUUACUGGGUGUCAACUGACCGUUUUCAGGGAGUGUUCGGAAAAACGCAGGUGUGCCAGGAAAAACGCAGGCGUGGCAGGGCGAACGCAGGGCGUGUUCAUGACGUCAAAACAGGAACUGAACAGUCUGAAGUCAUCGUAAGCGCUGAGUAGGUUUUGAACUACUCUAAAACUGCACAAAAAAACUUUGCCGCCGCUCUGCGAUCCUUUCGUUCGCACUUCUGCUAAGCUAAAAUACACUCCCAGUGGGCGGCGGCAUAGCGUGUGCACGGCUGCUAAAAACUGCUAGCGAGCGAACAACUCAGAAUGACCACCAUGGUCACAAACUGUGACAUGACGCACCACUCCCCCGUUACCUCCCACAAACGCAGUGCUACUUGCACACAUGCCCAGCGGCAAAAACAUGGCUCCACUGCGUACAACAUCGUUACUUCGCCAUCUCAGUAUCAAGCCCGUAGUCCGUAUAACAACUCUAUAUUCUCCUUCCUACACGCCCUAACGUGAGGACGUUCUCCAGAACUCUCUGCUCACCCCCCACCUGUCUCCGGGACAGUCUGCCAUCCAGCAGGUCAGGACAUUUGGACAAAUUAAAGAUCAGGUUAGAAGUCAUGUCUCACUAACAAAUGCCAGUCCGGUGUGAUGUGCCCCAGCGGCCGUUGUAUGUGGCAUUGGGGGGGGUGAUUUUGGAGAGGAGUUUGGGGGCAGUUCAGCAUGUUGGAAACGCUGCCGGGGUACACGGCACGCCCCAUUGUGACCUCCCCUUUUUUCAUGCAUACCCACACUGUCACAAUUACGGAAAUAUAGAUGUUUGGGGUAUAAGAAAGGAAAGUAAUAAAUCCUUAUACAUGUUGUGUUGCUUAGUUGACCUGUAACAACCUAGUAACUAUGGGGGACAUUUACUAAGCAGUGAUAAGGGCGGAGAAGUGAGCCAGCAGAGAAGCGGCCCAAUCAGCAGCUCUGUAUCAUUCUAUAGUACGCAAAUUAUAGAUGUUACUUCAGUGCUGAUUGGUUGAUGGGGCAACUGCUCCACUGGCUCACUUCUCCGCUCUUACCACUGCUUAGUAAAUGUCCCCCUAUGUCCCUUACAAUAUUUGUUUUGACGCAGCCCCCGUUCUCUUCCGCAGUCUCUCCAUCGGAAUGAGCGUCUUGUUUAUCUCGUAUAAAACAGAUUCACUUUGUGUGAGCGACACACUUGUAUAUGUGGUACAUCCGCUGUCCACAGGAUCAGUAACACCGCCACAUACGUAGCAGCGGUACUUACCGGUGCCCAUCUAGCCAACUGCGCAUGUGUGACCUGAGACUACGCAUGCACGCAGCAGCUGGGCGCUCAGCGCAGAGGCGGCAUAGGGGUCACGACGCUGGCCCUGCUUUCCAUUAUGAAGAAGCGGUGAUCUCCGUGACUGUAACCACCUCCUGCUGCUCAGGACAGGGCACAUUCACCACUUGCUGUGUCCUUCCCUCAUAAAGCCGUUCCACCAUAGUCUUUUGGCGGGGAUAACACUUAACGCAACGGUGCCUUCAUAGGAAUCACUAGAAGGUGCUUCAUAGUCCCGAGCAACAAUGGGGGGUCAUUCCGAGUUGAUCGCACGUAGCAACUUUUUGCUGCCCGUGCGAUCAACUAGACGCGGCCUAUGGCGGAGUGUAUUUCUGCAUAGCAGGGCUGCGAUCGCUUGUGCAGCCCUGCUGUGCUAAAAAAGUUUUGUGUAGAACAAGACCAGGGUCAUAGUUACUUACUUAUUUCUGUAUACAGCUCUAUGGCGCUGUGAACAAAACUCUGAGUUCAUGGCGACUGUGAGUGCAGCGUUGUAUCUAUAAUGGGUCCAGUGAGCUCACACCGCACCCAUUUGUUAAAUACUUUCCUCUUCGGAGUCCCGUGUUGGCAGCGGCGGUGCUGCAAAAUCACUGUGCGCGUGCAGUAGGGAGAUAGCCGGGAUAAUGGCCAUCGCGCCAUCUUCUAGGAAACCUGCGCAAUGGCACAGCGUCAGAGUCUACUAACGCUUAAAGUAAUUAGCUACCAGCUAUAGACAGGAGGGGUCCCAAAUGGAGACUGUUUAUGGGCCCCCUCCUCCCAUAAUACGCCCAUAUAUAUAUAUAUAUAUAUAUAUAUACAGAUGGAGCCCUGCUCAUCUAUCCCUUUAAUACGAUUAUCUUGGCCAGGGCAGUCUGACUUAAUCCCCCGCUGUAAUGACGUAAUCCCCUGCUGUACUGUUCUCUCUGUAUUGUAUUGCAGCUGAGAACAAUAGAUGAAAUACUUAUGCUAAUAAACAUUGGUGUGCCUAGGUGCAGCAGAGAAGGAUAGAUGAGCGUGGCUCCUUCUGUAUAUCAGCUCUCCGAUGAAUUAACCCUAAUGUCCAGACGUGCACAUUACCAUCAAUUACAGUAGCAGCUCUCUCUGAUUUUCCUGCACUCCUCUGUAAGGUAUGGCGGAAUGUCACAGAAGAUGGAUGGUCGCGUAGCGCAAUCCUCAACCACUACUGUAUGCGCACAUUGCCUGGAAUUUAUGGUAGUGGGUGGGGCCUGGCUGCUAGCCGUGUGAUGCUUUUCCACCUUUUCAUUGGCUGUAGUAACAUCCAAGGUGAGCAUCUCGCAUAUCAUUAAAAUGUCACCUAUAAUUAGAAGCAGCCCAUGUGACUAGAAUUGGUUGGGUACAAAAUCCUGCAUGUCAAAAUCCUGUAUGGAUCGCGGUAAGUAUUUUAACCUUAACCCACCUCUCCCGCAGCCUAACACUAAACACCUCCCCCCCCCCCGCUGCCUAACCCUAACCUCCCCCCUCCCCUACACCCUCACCUCUCUUACCCUAAUCCCUGUUGGGGUCCCGACCGUAUCCCGAUUAUAACCAACUCUAUAGCUGAACGCUUAAUUUCUACCAGAUCAGAGGAACACCCAAUGACGAACCCUCAAAGAGACAGAGGGGGUCAUUCCGAGUUGAUCGCACGCUAGCAGUUUUUAGCAGCCGUGCAAACGCAUAGUCGCCGCCCACGGGGGAGUGUAUUUUCGCUUUGCAGGAGUGCGAACGCCUGUGCAGCCGAGCGCCUGCAAACACAUUUUGUGCAAAACAAGACCAGCCCUGUAGUUACUUAUCCUGUGCGAUGAUUGCUGCGACGAGUGACACGUAAUGACGUCAGAUACCCGCCCAGCAAACGCCCGGCCACGCCUGCAUUUUUCCAAAUACUCCCAGAAAACGGCCAGUUGACACCCAUAAACGCCCACUUUCCGUCAAUCUCCUUUGCGUUCGGCUGUGCGAUUGCAAUCGUCGCUAGAACCAGUGCAAAACCACAUUGGACUUCGUACCCACGACGCGCGUGCACAUUGCGGUGCAUACGCAUAUGCAGAUUUGCUGUUUUUUUCACUGAUCGCUACGCAGCGAACAACGGCAGCUGGCGAUCAACUCGGAAUGACCUCCUAGAUACCACCGCCCAAUUCACCUUAUUUAACACAACUGGCCGGGAGGCUUGGACCAGGUGACAGUCACAUGACAAGCAUGUCCCCCGAUUCUGCCAGAUACAUCCUGCUGCUGCAGCUGAACCGCCAGGCCACUUACAUAUUGCAUUUCACUUAUCAGUACACAUCUCUUUUACAGAAACUCUAAACCUAAAACGUUUCCGUACCUUGUUAGAAGUGCAGAUAUUGUGUUACGUAGGGUAAUAUUUCCUACUUUCUAGCAUCUCAUUAUUGCCUCUUUUAGCCACAUUUGCAGAAUAUAGUUGAUAAAACAGAUUAGUAGCAUGUACUGCGCUACAUAGAAGUGUAAGUAAAAUAACAAGUUUACAGUAUUACGUUUUGUGUAAUGAAUGUUACCAGCUGGCAGCUUUUUAUGCAAGGAUAUUUACUGAGAACAAAAUGGACCCAUAGGGGGCGCUGUGUAUGAUACUGUUUUACGCCACCUAAAGUUACAAGUUUACUAUUUCAUGCAAUUAAUCCGAGACCUCAUUAACUCGCCUUAUCAGAUGAAUGAAAUCACAGUUUCUUCCUAACCCCGAACAGCUGUGCAAUUAUCUGUGCAGACCCAAUCCUCAGAGACGUAGGGAACAGACCUCAAACAAUGGCACCUAUUCUGGAGAUAUGGCAUUGCCGGCUUAGGAGGUGAACGCAACUGAACUAAAACAAUUUCAACACAUGGCGGGCACCAAACUGACUCCUUAUCACGGUUACGCUUUGUAAGCUGAACCAAUAUUCAAACUAUGGAUUCACUAGGACCUGGUGGCAUUACUGAGGCAUGAGGCAGUUUGUGCCUCAUGCCUAUGUGAUGCCACAAGUUCCCAAACAAUUCGUAGUCUGCAUUUCCAUGAAUAUUGGACCAGCUCACAAAAACAGCUGAUGAAAAAUGUUAAUGAAUGUGACUUAAAUCACACAUAUUAUUAUUACACUGUUUAAGAUAGGGAUGUACAAAGCACGGUUUGUCUUAACCAGAUGUAACUGAGCAACGCUGUAAAUUCUCUGAAGCUUUUUUUUCUUCUUCUUUUUGGGCUAUUGUUUUACUUUUCCAAUAUCUGUACCAUGAGAACAGACGUCCAACCUGGAUUUCUUUCUGAGCACAUGUGAUUUGAGACACUGGUUCCGGGCCCUAGUUGCUGAGCUGCUUGCUGUUCCUGAGGUGUAAAUAAGCAUUUUGAUUUAUGAUGUGGUUGCAAAGAAACUUGUAAUUUAUUUGUGAAAUGCUCAAAUAAAGGAACUCUGGACUUUUACCUA
Messenger RNA from Pseudophryne corroboree (corroboree frog), 11056 nucleotides. It is a transcript of the gene CDH13, whose product is annotated as cadherin 13. The transcript is spliced from 14 exons. Gene Ontology annotation, biological process: homophilic cell-cell adhesion; cell-cell adhesion mediated by cadherin; sprouting angiogenesis. Gene Ontology annotation, cellular component: plasma membrane; adherens junction; catenin complex. The record is from RefSeq and is a predicted model, not a curated record. Gene Ontology annotation, molecular function: cadherin binding; calcium ion binding. The coding region runs from base 265 to 2433 and encodes 722 amino acids. NCBI's taxonomy places the organism in Eukaryota, Metazoa, Chordata, Amphibia, Anura, Myobatrachidae.